AUGGUGGCAGCACCAGCGCUGGCUGACCGCAGGUUGCUGGCCGCGAGCUCCACCCCGGCCCUGGGUGCCACACAGCCUACGGAGCCGGAGUACUUCAUCACCAUCAAGGACGGCGACUUCGUGAACGGCUGCGAGCUGUUCUUCCCCGCCGGCUGGAACCAGUGGGAGGUGGUCGAGGCCGCCGGCGGUGCGCCCUACCUCUCCGGCGCGUCCCUUCCCGCCAACCUCACCGGCCCCGGCCUGGUCCGCGAGCUGCUGGACCGCGCGCAGGCCAACGGCCUGAACACCAUGCGCACCUGGGCCUUCACGGUGGACGAGCGCUUUGCGCUGCAGACCGCGCCGGGCGAGUACAACGAGGCCGUCUUCCGUGGCCUGGACUACCUGCUGGACGAGGCACGCCAGCGCGGCAUCAAGCUCAUCCUGGCCUUCACCUCCAACUGGACGCCCGUGGGCGGCCUGCCCCAGUACCUGGAGUGGGCGGGGGAGACUGCGCCGGUACAGUUCUACACCAACCCCAGCAUCGCCAGCCUGUUCAAGGCCCACGUCACCGCCGUCACCUCCCGCGUCAACACCAUCAACGGGCGGCGCUACUCGGAGGACCCCACCAUCUUCGCCUGGAACCUGAUCAACGAGCCGCGGUGCACGGGGUGCCCCGCCGGGACCAUCGCCGCCUGGGUCAAGGAGAUGGCCGCCUUCGUGAAGCAGGCCGACCCCAACCACCUGCUGACCGUGGGCGAGGACGGCUUCUUCGCCGCGGGCGGCACCGCCAACCCGGGCGUGCAGUACACGGAGUGGGCCGCGGAGGAGGGGCAGGACUUCAUCGCCGACCACUCCAGCCCCGACAUCGACUUCGCCACCUUCCACACCUGGGUGGACAACUGGCAGGAGGUCACGCCCGAGUGGCAGUCCGCCUGGAUCGCUGCGCACGCCGACGCGGCGGAGAAGACGCUGAAGAAGCCGGUGCUGCAGGAGGAGUUUGGCAAGUGGGUGAACGAGACCGACCCGGACAGCAACCUGGACGACCGCCUGGUGUUCAUGCAGGCCGCCUACGACCAGACCAGCCAGCUGCAGCGGGCCGGGUCGGCGCUCAAGGGCUCCCUCUUCUGGCAGUGGUACGCCGACGGCCAGAUCGCGCCGCUGACCGAGGGCGGCGGCCGAGGCCUGUAUGGCAUCUACGAGUCCGACGCCGCCUUCCGCCCCGUGGUGGAGAACGCGGCCGUGGCGGCCAAGCUGUCCGCGCCGGUGGCGGGGUGCAGGCCCGCUGGUGCCGACGUGCCCCCGCCCGCCAACUGCUCCGACACCUGGGUGGACGGCGCGCCCGAGACGGGGAUGGAGGGCCCCACCUGCGCCCUCCCCAUCAACGAGUGCGUGCGCGGCACCGACACCUGCGCGCCCGAGGCCGCCUGCCUGGACGACCCCGAGGGCUUCGCCUGCGCCUGCUUCUGGGGCUACGCCGGGGACGGCGAGACCUGCGCCCCUGACGCCGCUGCGCUCAAGACCCUGGCCUCCGCCUACUGGUCCGAGCCCGAGGCCGGCGCCUGCGACCCGGGCGCGGACGUGGCCUGGCCGUCCGACGCGCCAGGGUACCGGUACGACGCGCUGGGCGCCUACACCAAUGAUUAUGGCUCGCGCGCCAACGUGAGCCUGCUGGAGUGCCAGAUCGCGUGCCAGAUGGCGCCUACCUGCGAGUCCAUCACCUACAACGCGGUGCAGGAGACCUGCUUCCUCAAGCGCUCCCAGUGCCCCAUCUACAACUUCUGCUAUGACCCCAAGGAGAUCAUGUGCAACAGCACCGAGUCGCGCGCGGGCGAGGUCAUCGAGUAUUCCAUCCCCUGCGGCUUCUGGCUCACCUACUACCGCCUGGACAUGGACGUGGACGCGGCCUGCGCCGCCUUCACCUACCCGGGCGUUGCCACGGGGGCCAACCCGGAUGUUGUCGACGGCUUCCGCGAGUUCGCCGCCAGCCCCGCUGCCGCGGAGCUGGACCACUUCAUGAUUGCGCCGGCGGUGGAGCCGGAGGCGGAGGCAGCUGUCCCUGCCGCCACGACCCCCGCGGCCUCGGUCACGCUGGUGGCGGCGUCCGCGGACAAGCCCACCUGA
Molecule: messenger RNA, 2100 nt
Organism: Auxenochlorella protothecoides
Lineage: Eukaryota; Viridiplantae; Chlorophyta; Trebouxiophyceae; Chlorellales; Chlorellaceae
Product: Mannan endo-1,4-beta-mannosidase 1
Exons: 3
Coding region: 1-2100 (699 amino acids)
Molecular function (GO): hydrolase activity, hydrolyzing O-glycosyl compounds
Source: RefSeq, a predicted model, not a curated record